AUGUCAGCGACAGUGACUGUUACAAUCUCCUCCUCUUCCACCGCAUCAGCCGCGGCGUCGGCGUCUUCCAGUGCAGCCUCUGGUUCAUUCACCGUCUCCGGAAACCUCAAGAUUGUUGGAAUUAUCCUUGCUAUUUCCAGCGGUCUGCUCAUCGGCUCCAGCUUCGUAUUCAAAAAGAAGGGUCUGCUUAGAUCUCAGAAAGGACUGGUCGCCGGCGAGGGUGUCGCAUACUUGAAGUCGCCUCUAUGGUGGCUUGGAAUGACCAUGAUGAUCCUUGGGGAGAUAUGUAACUUUGUCGCAUACGCGUUUGUUGAAGCCAUCGUUGUGACUCCUAUGGGCGCAUUGUCUGUUGUGAUAUGCGCCAUCCUGUCCCAUUUCUUUCUUGACGAGAAGCUGAGCUUCUUUGGAUGGCUGGGAUGUGGACUAUGUAUCAUAGGCUCUGUAAUAAUAGCGCUCAACGGCCCUCAGGAAUCGUCCAUCGGGCAGAUCAAGCUGUUCCAGAAAAUGUUUCUCGCACCGGGUUUCCUUGUGUACGGCUCCAUACUCAUCGCAGCGGCUCUUGUCAUUAUUUUCUUCUUUGCGCCCCGGUACGGGAAAAAGAGCAUGCUCUGGUACAUUAUGGUUUGCAGCAUGAUCGGAGGUAUCAGCGUAAGCGUCACCACUGGACUGGGCUCUGCGAUCGUCACCACUGCGAUGGGUGACAACCAGUUCAAGUAUUGGUUCAUGUACUUCUUGAUGGCAUUCAUCGCGGUCACUCUCAUCACCGAAGUUUAUUAUCUCAACAAGGCGCUGGCGCUCUUCAAUACCGUUACCCCGACUUACUACGUGAUAUUCACGUUCUUCUCUAUGCUCACGACAAUCGUCCUGUUCCAAGGACUCAAAGCGAGCGCUAGUCAGAUCAUCACGCUCGUGAUGGGUUUCGUCGUCAUCUGCUUCGGCAUCACGAUCCUGCAGCUAUCCAAGGUUGACCCGACCGAAUUCAAGAUGCUCGAUCGGCGAUCUACCAUCCUGCUGCAGGCCGCCAGGAAGGAGACGGAGGGCAUGGAAGAAAAGAAUUUGGCGGCGGUCGAAGACCCUGGUAUGGACGCGCUGCGCGGCGGGUUCGGCAUGAUCGGAAGCGUCAUACGCGCACGGAGCGCUCACAGGAUGAGCAUGUCCAGCGCAGCGACGGGGUCGGUGCGCUCGCGGUACAGCAACGCCCCACCUGUGCCCGGCGGGGACCCGCUCGCGGGGAUGAAGCGCCAUCAGCUGUUUGACCCGCCGAUGCCGAUGACGCCGGACGGCACGAGUGGGGACCGCUUCUCGAUGAUGAGCCGGCCGUCGGACGUUGGCUCGCCGUUGCCUGGUUCGAGGAAGCAGACGAUCAAGUUUGACACGGAGGACGUGGUGCAUUCGUACCACCUCCCUGGGACGGGCGAUAAUUCUGCGACGCAUGAACAUAGGAGCGCGAGUCAUCAGUCGAUGAGCCCGUCUCCGAAAGCUGUGCGUCUUGGUUUGGGAUGGGUCGGCGAAAGCGCUGCUAAUAGAUUCGUGUAG
Molecule: messenger RNA, 1536 nt
Organism: Laetiporus sulphureus 93-53
Lineage: Eukaryota; Fungi; Basidiomycota; Agaricomycetes; Polyporales; Laetiporaceae
Product: DUF803-domain-containing protein
Exons: 13
Coding region: 1-1536 (511 amino acids)
Biological process (GO): magnesium ion transport
Cellular component (GO): membrane
Molecular function (GO): magnesium ion transmembrane transporter activity
Source: RefSeq, a predicted model, not a curated record